Messenger RNA from Malus domestica (apple), 1877 nucleotides. RefSeq names its product aspartic proteinase NANA, chloroplast-like. Lineage: Eukaryota; Viridiplantae; Streptophyta; Magnoliopsida; Rosales; Rosaceae. The record is from RefSeq and is a predicted model, not a curated record. Gene Ontology annotation, molecular function: aspartic-type endopeptidase activity. Gene Ontology annotation, biological process: proteolysis.
AAUCUCUCUGGUUGUUAAUUAACACCCGACAAAUUAGGCCUCAACUGCAAAACCAGAAACCCCAGCCUCACACUUGCUCCCUUCCCAAAAAUAUAAAACCUAUUUUUAGCUUUCUUCCCGUUUCUCCUCUCCUGUUUAUAUACACUCCCAUAUUUACAAUUUUUUCAUCUGAAUUUUGUUUCAUUUUCCUGAUGGCGAAGGUGAAGCAAAAUUCAACCCUUUUCAUCAUUUUCCUCCUCUCGGUAAUCCAAAGCUUCGUGUUCGUUCAUGCAUUCAACGGCGCAAGUCAGGGAAACGCCUUGAAGCUCAAGCUAAUCCACAGGUACUCUCCACAUUAUAAUGGCCUGCAUGAGGAUGAGAAGCCUAAAACCCAGCAGGAGCUCUUCAGGUUGCUCCACAGCCAUGACGUUGUCCGCCAUCAAAUGAUGUCACACAGAAGGCAACAACAUGAAGAAGAAGAAGAAGAAGUAGAAAGCCUUCGUGAUGAUCAAGGGGUACUUUUAAACAGCAGCGGGAGCACAACGAGGCGGAUGGUGUCAGAAAAAAGAGGCUCAAUGGCAAUGCCGAUAAGUUCGGGUUGGGAUUACGGUUCCGGGCAAUACCUGGUGAAAAUUAAAAUCGGAACGCCGCCACAAAGGUUCAUGUUGAUCGCGGAUACCGGCAGUGACUUGACGUGGAUAAAUUGCCGAUAUCGUUGUGGAAAACGGUGCGGCACGCACAAAGGAAGGUUGCAACACAAGAGGGUUUUCCAUGCAGAUCUUUCUUCUUCCUUUAAAUCUGUACCGUGUUCUUCUAAUUUGUGCAGGGUUGGUCUGUCGGGUAUGUUUUCUCUCAACCAAUGCCCCACCCCAUCGAGCCCUUGCAAAUAUGAUUACUCGUACCUAGAAGGGGCACAUGCAUUUGGGUUGUUUGCCAAUGAGACUGUAUGGGCAAGCACGGCAAGUGGCAGGAGAACCAAACUGGAAAAUGUGAUAGUUGGUUGCACAGACCACAUCAAGGGCGGUGGAGGGACUGGAAGCAUCAGAGAUGGUGAUGGUAUAUUGGGAUUGGGCUUUGGCAGGAACUCAUUCACUACAAAAGCUGCCCUAAACUUUGGUGGCAAGUUUUCUUAUUGCCUGGUUGAUCAGCAAAGCCCCAGAAACGUCUCAAGUUAUCUGACAUUUGGUGGCCACAAACCAGCUACAUUGCGUAAAAAAAUGAGGUACACAAAGCUGGUUGUAGGUAACUCCGAUGAGAAGGGGUCGUUCUACGGCGUAAAUGUGAAGGGAAUCUCAGUUGGGGGGAAAAUGUUAGGUAUACCACCUCGUGUGUGGGACGAAAAUCUUAAAGGUGGAACCGUUGUUGAUUCAGGCACAACCCUCACAUUUCUGAAAAUGCCGGCAUAUAACGCUGUCAUGGAUGUAAUGACAAGGGCUUUGUCGAAAUUGAAAAAAUUGCCAACAGAAGGAGACCCUUUUGAGUUUUGCUUCAGUCCCAAGGGAUUCAACGAGUCUUUAGUGCCGAAAUUCGCAAUUCACUUUGCAGAUGGAGCUAAAUUUGAGCCACCAGUGAAGGCCUAUGCUCUUAAUGUAGCUGUAGGGAGGAUGUGUCUAGGGUUUGUGCCAACUAAUGUUGGUCCCUCAGUUAUUGGUAGCAUAAUGCAGCAACACCAUUUGUGGGAAUAUGACAUGGGGGGGAAAAAACUGGGUUUUACUCCCUCCCCCUGCACCUAGGAUUUUGUUCAAAUACUGGAAUUGGAUUGACCAUAUUCUUGUAAUAAUUCUUUCUAUUUCUUCCCAUAUACAAUUGUGUAUGAAACUCAUUACAAUUCUUCUGAUGACGUCUUGUACUUGAUCAUAAAUCAUAAUUGGGGUUUCAUCCAAUUGCUUCACAUUCCA